GAGUGGUGGGGGGGGUGGAUUUUUUCUUUUCUUUUGCCCAUGCGCACACGGGCACCGAAUAGAUCGGCACACUCGCCUCUGCGACCCGGUCGGUAUAGGUCCCCGUGUUUCUUCUUUUCCACCUCAUAUAUCGUCUCUUUUCAUCUCAGCCCCCUUGGACUUCUUUUACUCUUUCAAUUGUGGUUCCCGUGACGUGGAUUUCCCCCUGGCUGGCUACGAAGUGGAAGACGCGGAGCGCUUCUUCUUACGGGAGAAGAAGGUGGCGGUGGUGUUGGCGGUGGGGGGGGGGACGACAUGCCAACGGCGGCGCCGACAACGAGGAGACUCCGUUUUAGCCUUUGAUCGUGUCAGAGCGGGACGCGUCUAAGCAAGGGGACGACGACCGAGGGCGGGAGCAGCAGCAGUGCCAAGUUUGAGACAUGGCGUCCCACCCGCAUAGAGGGGUGUGUCUCAUCCUGCCCCUGCUCCUCAGCUGCGCCGUGAUCUCCUCUGUGGCAGACAACCUGCCGAGCUUCAUCAAAUCCCCUGAAGACCAGACGGGCAUCUCGGGCGGCGUCGCGUCCUUUGUGUGCCAGGCCGCCGGCGAGCCCAAACCCAGAAUCACCUGGAUGAAGAAGGGCAAGAAAGUCAGCUCGCAGCGCUUUGAGGUGAUCGAAUUUGACGACGGCUCGGGGUCCGUGCUGCGCAUCCAGCCGCUCCGCACGCACCGCGACGAGGCCAUUUACGAGUGCACGGCGGCCAACAGCGCCGGCGAGAUCAACACCAGCGCCAAGCUGACCGUCUUUGAAGAGAACCAGAUCCCUCAUGGCUUCCCCACCAUCGACAUGGGCCCCCAGCUGAAGGUGGUGGAGCGGACCAGGACCGCCACCAUGUUGUGCGCUGCCAGCGGAAACCCCGACCCAGAGAUCACCUGGUUCAAGGACAUGCUGCCUGUGGACAUCGGCAGCAGCAAUGGACGCAUCAGACAGCUCCACUCGGGUGGUACACCAAUUAGAGGAGCUCUGCAAAUUGAGAACAGCGAGGAGUCUGACCAGGGCAAAUACGAAUGCAUCGCCACCAACAGUGCCGGGACCCGUUACUCGGCACCCGCCAACCUCUACGUACGAGUACGCAGAGUCCCGCCCAGGUUCUCCAUCCCGCCCACCAACCAGGAGGUGAUGCCGGGAGGCAGCGUCAACUUGACGUGCGUGGCGGUGGGCUCGCCCAUGCCCUACGUCAAGUGGAUGAUGGGCCUGAAGGAGCUAACCCGCGAGGAGGAGAUGCCCAUGGGACGCAACGUGCUGGAGGUCACCAACAUCCGCGAGUCGGGCAACUACACCUGCGUGGCCAUGUCCUCGCUGGGGAUGAUUGAAGCCACGGCGCAGGUCACGGUUAAAGCUCUGCCAAAGCCCCCCAUUGCUCUCAUGGUGACUGAGAGAACAGCCACCAGCGUGACGCUGACAUGGGACUCUGGAAACCCGGAACCCGUGUCCUACUACAUGAUCCAGUACCGGGCCAAGGCGUCGGACAACGGCUUCCAGGAAGUGGAGGGUGUCGCCACCACCCGCUACAGCAUCGGCGGCCUCAGCCCCUACUCCGAGUACGAGUUCCGCGUCAUGGCCGUCAACAAUAUCGGCCGCGGGGCGCCGAGCGAGCCAGUGGCGACGCGCACGGGUGAGCAGGCCCCCUCGUCACCCCCGCUGCGUGUCCAAGCGCGCAUGCUGAGCGCCACCACCAUGCUGGUCCAGUGGGACCCGCCAGAGGAGCCAAAUGGACACAUCCGGGGCUUCCGCAUCUACUACAGCUCGGACCACGCGGCGCCGCUCAGCGCCUGGCACAAGCACAACACAGACGACAGCAGUCUGACCACCAUCUCCGGACUGACGCCCGACAUCACCUACAGCCUCAGGGUGCUGGGCUUCACCUCCGUGGGGGACGGCCCACCCUCCGAGGUCCUUCAGGUCAAAACCCAACAGGGAGUCCCGUCCCAGCCGUCGGGCUUCGAGGCUGAAACUGAGUUGGACACCCGCAUUUUGCUGUCAUGGUUGUGGCCCCUCCAGGACCCCAUCAUCAAGUACGAGCUGCAGUACUGGGAGGCCGGCACAGAAAACAAGAUACACGUGACCUUCGACCCGGCCGGCUCCUACGCCGUGGACGUCCUCAAGCCCGACACGGUCUACCGCUUCUCCCUAGCUGCCCGCUCCGAAAUGGGCUUAGGCGUCUACACCCAGCCUAUCGAGGCUCGCACUGCCCAGUCCACCCCCUCGGCCCCCCCCCAGGAUGUGCAACUGUUCAGCCUCAGCUCCACCAGCCUCAAGGUGAGUUGGGCGGCGCCGCCGGCCGGCCGCCGCCACGGCAUCAUCGUCAGCUACACGGUCAGCUACCAGGCGCUGAGCGGCGAGGACACGGAGCGCCACGAGGUGAGCGGCAUCGGUGCCGCCGCCUCUGUCUACGUCAUCCAGGACCUGGAGCGCUGGACCGAGUAUCAAGUGUGGGUGCGUGCUCACACCGAGGCGGGCCCGGGCCCCGAGAGCGCCCCGGUGAAGAUGAAAACCCAGCCGGAUGUGCCGGGAGCGCCGCCCCGGAAGCUGGAGGCCGAGGCGGUCAACUCCACCGCCAUCCGCGUGACCUGGAAGCCGCCGCUGCAGAGCAAGCAGCACGGCCAGAUCCGAGGCUACCAGGUGGCCUACACGCUGGUGGAGAACGGCGAGCCGCGCGGGCAGCCCAACAUCCUGGACGUGGUCUUGGCGGAGGAGCAGUUCAAUAUUACGGAGUUCACCGAGCAUGAGGCCUUCAUUACCGGACUGCAGUCUGAGACCACCUACUCUAUCGCUGUCGCGGCGUACACCACCAGGGGAGACGGACCUCGUUGCAAACCUAAACUGGUCACCACCACUGGAGCAGUGCCAGGUAAGCCCACCAUGAUGAUCAGCGCCACCAUGGGCAACACGGCGCUCAUCCAGUGGCAGCCCCCAAAGGACAUGGUGGGCGAGCUGAUGGGCUACCAGCUGCAGUACAAGCGCACUGACGACAACACGUACACGUCGCGCGAGCUGCGCAGCACAGACGACCACUACACGGUGACGGGGCUGCACAAGGGCGCCACCUACGUCUUCCGCCUCAGCGCCCGCAACCGGGCCGGCGUGGGCGAGGCCUACACCAAGGAGAUCGGCACCCCCGAGGACGUGCCCUCGGGCUUCCCGUUGAACCUGCAGGUGACGGGCCUGACGCAGUCCAGCACCCAGCUGACGUGGGACCCGCCGUCGUUGGCCGAGAGGAACGGCAAGAUCGUUUACUACGUGGUGGUCUACCGGGACAUCAACAGCCAGCAGAACAGCACCAACCGCACGGCCGACACACGCGUGACCAUACUGGGCCUGAACCCCGACACCACUUACGACAUCCGAAUACAGGCGUACACCGGCAAGGGCGCGGGACCCCUGAGCCCCAGCAUCCAGAGCAGGACCAUGUCUAAUGAUUUUCCCACCUUGAACUUUGGCGUCAAAGCAGUCAUGAAGACGUCGGUGCUCCUCACCUGGGAUUUGCCGCCGAACUACAAGUCCCAAGUGCCUUUUAAGAUCCUGUAUAACCAGCAGAGCGUGGAGGUGCAGGGCAACCUGAAGCGGAAGCUGAUCACGCAGCUGCAGCCCGACACCGACUACUCCUUCGUGCUGACCAGCCGCGGCAACAUCGCCGGGGGCCUGCAGCAGCAGGUGUCCAUCCGCACCGCCCCCGACCUCAUCAAGACCAAGCCCGUGUACGGCUCCCAUCAGGCGCAGGGCGGCAAGAUGACCGUUAACCUGCCAAAGGUGCAGACCACCACGCGUGUCAGGUGGUACUACAUCGUGGUUCUUCCCGUGUCCCAGUCGAGCCGGCGCUGGAAGAAUCCGGAUGAGAUGGACCUGGACGAGCUGCUGAAAUCGAGCGAAAGCCUCACGCUGAGGCGGCGGCGUCACCUGGACGCGUCCAAGCCGUACAUCGCCGCCAAGCUAGCCUCGCUGCCGCCCGUCUUCACGCUGGGCGACGAGAAGCGCUACAACGGCUUCUACAACAAGCCGUUGACCAGCGGACAGGAGUACGUCUGCUUCGUGCUGGCCGUCCUCCGCUACGAAGGAACCGACAGCACCUCCAAUUACAUGACGUUUUCGGCCAGUCCCUAUUCGGACCUCAUCCAGGUCACCACGCAGACGCUGGUUCAGGGGGCGGAGCAGACGGAAAUGCUGUGGGUGAUGGGACCCGUGUUUGCCGUGGUGCUCAUCAUCAGCGUCGUCAUAGCCAUCCUGCUCUUUAAGAAGAAGCGGGCGUCGCCCUUGCCCAAGGAUGAGCACUCAGGUGGAGUGAAAGACUCCCUGCUGGCCAACUCCUCCGACCCUGUGGAGAUGAGACGGCUCAACUACCAGACGCCGGGUCCCAGCUCUCACCGCAGCCCCAACACGCCAAGGAUGCGAGAGCACCCGCCUAUUCCCGUCGCCGGCCUGGCUGACCAUAUUGAGCAUCUAAAGGCCAACGACGGCCUGCGCUUCUCCCAGGAAUACGAGUCCAUCGACCCUGGCCAGCAAUUCACCUGGGAGAACUCCAACAUGGAAGUGAACAAACCGAAGAACCGCUACGCCAACGUCAUCGCCUACGACCACUCCAGGGUGGUGCUCACCUCCGUCGACGCUGUCCCGGGUAGCGACUACAUAAACGCCAACUACAUCGACGGCUACAGGAAGCAGAACGCCUACAUCGCCACGCAAGGACCGCUGCCCGAGACGCUGAGCGACUUCUGGAGAAUGGUGUGGGAGCAGCGCUCCAGCACAAUCGUCAUGAUGACACGACUGGAGGAGAAGUCGAGGGUGAAGUGUGACCAGUAUUGGCCGGCGCGAGGAACCGAGACCUACGGCAUGAUCCAGGUCACCAUGCUGGACACGGUGGAGUUGGCCACUUACAGCGUCCGCACUUUCGCACUCUACAAGAACGGUUCCAGUGAGAAGAGAGAGCUGCGGCAGUUCCAGUUUAUGGCCUGGCCGGACCACGGCGUGCCCGAGUACCCCACUCCCAUCCUGGCCUUCUUGAGACGCGUCAAGGCCUGCAAUCCUCCGGAUGCGGGGCCCAUGAUAGUGCACUGCAGCGCGGGCGUGGGCCGGACCGGCUGCUUCAUCGUGAUCGACGCCAUGCUGGAGCGCAUGAAGCACGAGAAGUCGGUGGACAUCUACGGUCACGUGACGUGCAUGCGGGCCCAGCGCAACUACAUGGUGCAGACCGAGGACCAGUACAUCUUCAUCCACGAGGCGCUGCUGGAGGCGGCCACGUGCGGCAACACGGAGGUGGCGGCGCGCAACCUCUACGCGCACAUCCAGAAGCUGACGCAGCCGCCGCCCGGCGAGACCGUCACCGCCAUGGAGCUGGAGUUCAAGCGCCUGGCCAACUCCAAGGCCCACACGUCCCGCUUCAUCAGCGCCAACCUGCCGUGCAACAAGUUCAAGAACCGCCUGGUUAACAUCAUGCCCUUCGAGUCCACGCGCGUCUGCCUGCAGCCCAUCCGCGGCGUGGAGGGCUCCGACUACAUCAACGCCAGCUGCAUCGACGGAUACAGACAGCAGAAGGCCUACCUGGCCACGCAGGGCCCGCUGGCCGAGACCACCGAGGACUUCUGGAGAAUGUUGUGGGAGCACAACUCCACCAUCGUCGUCAUGCUCACCAAGCUGCGAGAGAUGGGACGGGAGAAGUGUCACCAGUACUGGCCGGCCGAGCGCUCGGCCCGCUACCAGUACUUCGUGGUGGACCCCAUGGCCGAGUACAACAUGCCGCAGUACAUCCUGCGAGAAUUCAAGGUGACGGACGCCCGCGACGGGCAGUCCAGAACCAUCCGGCAGUUCCAGUUCACCGACUGGCCCGAGCAGGGCGUGCCCAAGACCGGGGAGGGAUUCAUCGACUUCAUCGGACAAGUGCACAAGACCAAGGAGCAGUUCGGCCAGGACGGACCAAUCACCGUGCACUGCAGCGCCGGCGUGGGCCGCACCGGAGUCUUCAUCACGCUCAGCAUCGUGCUGGAGAGGAUGCGGUACGAGGGCGUGGUGGACCUCUUCCAGACCGUCAAGACCCUUCGCACCCAGCGGCCCGCCAUGGUGCAGACCGAGGACCAGUACCAGCUGUGCUACCGGGCCGCUCUGGAGUACCUGGGAAGCUUCGACCACUAUGCAACGUAACCGCAGGCGCCGAGGGCGGAGCCUCUCAGGAGUGUGCCAAGUGUCCCAUCUCAGCCACCGUACGCCCCGGGAAAAAAAACAAAAAAAAAACAACAGCACUCAUCCCUGUCACUGCGGGGGGGAGGAGCAAAGGACGGAACCAACCAUGUGACUUUUUAUUUUUGCUUUUAAGUCUUGUACAGUCGACAGCGCCACCUGUCCCCCAUCUAGCGGUACCGCCACGCAUUUUUACAACGAUUACGUUUAUUGUUUAGCCUACUUUUUUUAAUCCUUUUUUUAACAUUGUGUCUUAACCUGGUUCCAGUGCUUUUAUUUUCAUAAUCGCUACUUUUUAAAUACAUUUGUUUUUGUAUUAUUGUUUUAAAGAGGUACUUUUUAGCACAACGACGCUAGAUGCUAAUCUCAUUCGAGCCGGCCGUUUGUUGUUUCCGUUGUUGUCGCACGUUCGGGAUUUAGUCGUGAUGACGACAACAAAAGGAAAAAAAUAAGACGACAGAGAGAGAAAAAAAAAUGCCUUUUCACUCGCUAUUUCCCCAAGGACGAGCACAAAGCGGCUAAUGCUAAGCUAUGCCCGGAGAUGACGACAACGACAGCGUGUGUACAGGAAAGCAAAGCACACGACUUUUUGUUGUACUUCUGCAAAAAGGCCUUUGUACAGAAUGGACCAUUCCUCCCAGACGUGACACGCACACACUUGAUCUUAUUUUAUACAGAAAUAGAACUAUAAAUAUAAAUAUAUAUAUGAUUAUAUAUAUGUACAAUGAUCCAUAGGUGUACACACAGCUUACCUUGUUCUUGAGAGACGCCGUUUGCCGUAUCUACUGUUCUGUCAGCAAAAACAAAACAAACAAAAAAAAUGGACAAAUAACACAGCACAAUCCCCCUGUCGUCACCACACACACAAACAUACACACGCCCUCCACCAAAAUGGCCGCCACAAGCACACACCCCUAAAGUGGCGGCGGCGGGUGUAUUGGGAGGUGGGGUCGGGGGGGGGGGGGCUAUUUUGUUCAUUUGAAAAUCUUGUGAAUACAUCGUGCUGUAGGGGUGACACCUGUUGUACACACACACGCACACACACGUACACAUCUGUUUUUCUAUUUGUAGAUAAAGAAAACCUGUUAACGAAUGACUCAAGUUAAAACAAAAAAAACAUGAAAAAACAAACCUUGAUGUUAAUAAAGAUACAUAAUUGGGUUUUUUUGUACAAAA
Molecule: messenger RNA, 7382 nt
Organism: Phyllopteryx taeniolatus (common seadragon)
Lineage: Eukaryota; Metazoa; Chordata; Actinopteri; Syngnathiformes; Syngnathidae
Product: receptor-type tyrosine-protein phosphatase F-like
Exons: 34
Coding region: 420-6170 (1916 amino acids)
Biological process (GO): protein dephosphorylation
Molecular function (GO): protein tyrosine phosphatase activity; protein binding
Source: RefSeq, a predicted model, not a curated record